Medioppia subpectinata is the source of this 1342-nucleotide messenger RNA. The record is from the annotation of a GenBank genome assembly. NCBI's taxonomy places the organism in Eukaryota, Metazoa, Arthropoda, Arachnida, Sarcoptiformes, Oppiidae.
AAAAUAGGAAAUAUCUGAGCCCUAAAGGCGACGGCGGAAAAGCAAAGGUUUCAGUUUCUGAUAUACGAAUGCCAUUGAUAUGGAAAGACUCGGAUCACUUCAAAAACAAAGGCGAUUACCGCCGAUUCGCUGUCUUCUGUCUGCUGAAGAUCGGGACCGAAAUAUAUGACACAAUUAUGGUCACAAAUGUGGACCGAAGUGUCACUGAUAUACAGUUUGACGACAUCUGUGUCUUCGCUAACAUUCCACCCGAUUUUGAAUUCAAAUUAGAGGUCUAUUCGCGUGUUCUUCACGACGACCUCAGCAUCGCUUCGACGCCCAGAAAGUUGUCCAAAAAGAUAUCCACUUCAGUGUCGCGGACUUUGGGCCGUAAACUCGCCGCUGCUGUCAAAGAGGACAUGGAUUCUGAAAAUGGUCCAAAGUUUCAUUUGGUGGCGACGGCAACUCUUGGCCUCAAACACGCGUCCGAUGCCAUCAAAACACACGAUCUGGUGGUCGAGAAUCUGGAGAACCGGAACUCGCAGUUACCACUGUUCGGGCACUUCUGCUGCCGUCUGGCCGUUCAGCCCGACUGUCAAACCAUUGAACGAAUAGCCGGUUAUCUGAAGGUAAAGGAGGCGACGGUUCGGACGCAGAAGAUUGAGUCCGUCUACUGGGCGUCGCUGAAGAACUUUCAGCUCAGGUUUUGGUCCAAAAAGUACGACCGAAACAGUUCUUCCAGUUAUGGCUCGUCGAAGAAGAGGUUCGACACCAUUGACGCCGAUCUCGUCGUUCCCAUCAAUAAGAAGACAAAAGUGAAUUGCGGUUCAAAUGCCCUCACAAUCAACACCGACGACAAGUGUUAUAUCCUCUCCAAUGACAACACAUUGUCUGAUAUCAAACUGUGGGCCAAACAGUUGGAGCAAACCAUACAAGACUUCAACACAUGGGAAUCGGUUGCCGAAUACCAUAUGCCUAUACCGUCGCCAUCGCCCACCAGAGCGCCCAUGUAUUUGAAACAGAGAAUACCCGGUUCUCUAUACGACGAGACACCCAUUCAAGCAGAACCUCAAACCCAAAACUAUGGCAAAUCCAAUGGCACUCUUCCCCGGCGUAUAUCAAACGGCGAUUCCCUGCGCUCGCGGUCGUCGUCGCUGUCCUCUUCGUGUACGAACAGCUCGACCACCACUAGUAAUGGCAAACACUCGCAACAGUCGUCGCCCACACAAUACAACGACCCGCAGAUGGACUGCAAACACAAUUUCCUAUUCUUUCGGCCGACGAAUGCCGGAAAGGCUUUAAUGAACUACUAAUUGAAUAAUUCAUUAUAAUCUUCAAAACGCAUCAAACAUUUAACGCGAGA